This is a messenger RNA of Gadus chalcogrammus (walleye pollock), 2895 nucleotides long. Its product is annotated as netrin receptor UNC5D-like. Bases 138 to 2726 code for a protein of 862 amino acids. The transcript has 17 exons. Gene Ontology annotation, molecular function: netrin receptor activity. The record is from RefSeq and is a predicted model, not a curated record. Gene Ontology annotation, cellular component: membrane. Gene Ontology annotation, biological process: netrin-activated signaling pathway. NCBI's taxonomy places the organism in Eukaryota, Metazoa, Chordata, Actinopteri, Gadiformes, Gadidae.
AGGAGGUUGGUGAGGAGGAGAAGAGGAGGAUGAGGUGGUUGAGGAGGAGGAGGAGGCUGUCACGGUGAAGCCGCCAACGCCGCCGCCUGAAACCAAUUGCUUCUUCAGAGAGCCCAUGAGCGGGCAGCCGCGAUGCGAUGCGGCUCCGGACCAUGAUGGGACGGAUUUCCAUAGGAUGCUACCUGAGUUGUGGCAUCCUCGUGAUUUUCGCCUCUCGAGUCCCGGCUACCUCGGCGAGAGGGUCCAGGGGCGAGGCCCUCCAGUCCGGGACCCUCCCCCGCUUCCUGCAGGAGCCCGACGACGCCUACAUCAUCAAGAGCAACCCCAUCCAGCUGCGCUGCCGGGCCCAGCCCGCGCUGCAGAUCUUCUUCAAGUGCAACGGGGAAUGGGUCCAUCAGAGCCAGCACCUGGCCCAGGAGCACACCGACCUGGGCACCGGGGUGAAGUUCCGCGAGGUCCUGAUUAACGUGUCGCGGCAGCAGGUGGAGGACUUCCACGGGCCCGAGGACUACUGGUGUCUGUGUGUCGCCUGGAGCCACCUGGGGACGUCCAAGAGCCGCAAGGCCAGUGUCCGCAUUGCAUACCUGAGGAAGAACUUUGAGCAGGACCCCCAGGGCACCGAGGUGCCUCUUAAGGGCAUGAUCAUGCUGCACUGCCGGCCCCCAGAGGGCGUGCCAUUGGCCGAGGUAUCCUGGCUGAAGAACGACGAACCGCUGAACAUGGACACUAAGGUCGGCGAGAGAGCCGACAACAACCUGAUCAUCUCCGAGGCCCGCCUGUCUGACUCGGGCAACUACACCUGCCUGGCGAGCAACAUCGUGGCCAAGCGGCGCAGCGCAAACGCCGCCGUGGUCGUUUACGUGAACGGCGGCUGGUCUCUGUGGACCGACUGGUCACUGUGUAACGUGCGCUGUGGGCGGGGCUUGCAGAAGCGCUCGCGCACCUGCACCAACCCAGCGCCACUCAACGGGGGGGCCUUCUGCGAGGGCAUGUCGGUACAGAAGAGCACCUGCAUCACACUCUGUCCAGUGGACGGCGGCUGGGGCCCGUGGAGCCUGUGGACGGCGUGCGGCGUGGACUGCGGGCGCCAGCGGAGCCGGGACUGCGCCGAGCCCGAGCCGCGGCACGGGGGCCGGCCCUGCGAUGGCCCCGGGCUGGGGGCCAACAACUGCACCGGGGGCCUCUGCAUACAGAAUGGAAAGCUGCUUCAUGACAUCAAGCCACAAGAGGUGGAGAGCAGCAGUGACGUGGUGCUGUACUCUGGGCUGAGUGCGGGGGUCCUGACGGUGGUGGUCCUGAUCGUGGUGGUCACUCUGUACCGGAGGAGCCACAGCGAGUACGGUGUGGACGUCAUCGACUCCUCCGCCCUCACCGGCGGCUUCCAGUCCUUCACCUUCAAGACGUCCUGCCAAGGAAACCCCCUGCUGAUCAACUCAUCCAUGCAGCCUGACCUGAGCGGGUCGCGGACCUACACCAGCCCCAUGUGCUUUCAGGACUCCAUGGACAAGGAGCUGAUGGCCGACCACUCCCUGCUGGACCCGCUGCCCGACAUCAUGGUCAAAGGGAGAGGGGAGAGGGCUGAGUGCCACGUGAUGUCCCAUCCCAGGACCUUCCCGCGGGGCGUGGCGCCAGACUACCAGGGCGUGAGCGUAGACGCCACGCUGGGCCGCAGGGGGAAGACCCUCUUCAUCCCGCACGGCCUGCCCCGGCCUCCUCCCCCUCCUCUACCUCCCCCGCUGAAGACCACCAGGGUGCUGGGCCACGCCGGAGGAAGGCUGGUCGUACCCAACACUGGCAUUAGCCUGUUGGUGCCCCACGGAGGGAUAGCUGAAGACACGAGCUGGGAGAUGUACAUGAUCAUCAACCAGGAGGACAGCAGCCCGGGGCCAGAGGAGGAGGGCGAGGUCCUGCUGGGCCCGGAGGUGACCUACGGCCCCCCGGGGCUGGACCUGUCCUGCCCCGUGGCUCUGUCGGUGGCGCACUGCGCCGACCUCAGCGGCCCCGCCGACGCCACCUGGGCCGUCCGUCUGAAGAGGAGGACCCCGGAGAACAAGUGGGAGGAAGUGAUGUCCAUGGACGAGGAGAGCACCUCCUGCUACGGCCUCCUGGAGGCGGAGCGGUGCCACCUGCUGCUGGGCCGCCCGGGCCGCUACGCCCUGGUGGGCCGGCCCCUGAGCCAGGCAGCCGCCAAGAGGCUGAGGCUGGCCGUGUUCGGGAGCCCCGACCUCAGCAACCCGCUGGGCUACAACCUGAGGGUGUACUGUGUGGACGACACCCCCCACGCCCUGCAGGCCGUGGCGGUGCUGGAGUGUGUGAGGGGAGGCCGUCUGCUGGAGGAGCCCAGGACGCUGCAGUUCAGUGGGGACGGCUUCAGCCUGCAGGUCUCCAUCCAGGACCUCCCACAGCUCCUCUGGAGCAUCAAACCCUUCACCACCUGCCAGGAGUUCUCGUUCGCCCAGGUGUGGGGCCGGGAUCACCACCCGCUGCAGUGUGCCUUCUCCCUGGAGCGCCUCGGCCCCUCGCCCACGCCCCUGCAGCUCUCCUGCAAGAUCAGUGUACGGCAGGUCAAAGGUCGCGAGCAGAUCCUCCAGGUGUACACGCCGGUGGCAGAGAGUGAAAAGCGGCCGAUUCCUCUCUUCCAGCCUUCAGCCUUCAAGAUACCCCCGUCCAUCCAUCAGCGUAUCUGUGCCACCUUUGACGCGGCCAACUCCAAGGGCAAUGACUGACAGCUGUUGGCCGAGAAGAUAUGUAUUCUCCAAUGUUGUCUCUGGGUCCACUUAAGAAAUUGAAGAUACUUAUUCACAAUCGAUUAAUGGAUGAUACAUGGCAAUCAAAUUUCACGUGGGUCAAUAUUGUAAAUAUGAAACUGUUCUUAAUGUUUUAUCUGGAAAAAUA